Messenger RNA from Staurois parvus, 1845 nucleotides. The record is from the annotation of a GenBank genome assembly. NCBI's taxonomy places the organism in Eukaryota, Metazoa, Chordata, Amphibia, Anura, Ranidae.
AUGCCCUCUGACCUGGCCAAGAAGAAAGCCGCCAAGAAGAAGGAGGCAGCCAAGGCUCGCCAGAGGCCGAAGAAAGACAAUGGAGAGCCCACCUCUGAGGAGCUGGAGCCACAACCAGCCAAUGGCACAGCAGCUGCAGAUGUGGACGAGGUGACUCAGCAGAUGGAGGAGUUUGAACUCCGUAAGGCCGCCGCCCGGGCAGUGACUGGUGUGUUGGCGUCACAUCCGAACAGUACCGACGUUCACGUCAUCAAUCUGUCUCUUACAUUCCAUGGCCAGGAAUUACUGAGUGACACCACUCUAGAACUGAACUCCGGCCGCCGCUACGGUCUCAUCGGACUGAAUGGGACAGGGAAGUCAAUGCUGCUGUCAGCCAUUGGUGGACGAGAGGUGCCGAUACCAGAGCAUAUCGACAUCUAUCACCUGACACGGGAGAUGCCACCCAGUGAGAAGAGCGCUCUGCAGUGUGUGAUGGAGGUGGACUCUGAAAGAACCAUGCUGGAGAAGGAGGCAGAACGCCUAGCACAUGAAGAUGCGGAGUGUGAGAAGCUGCUGGAGAUCUACGAGCGGUUGGAGGAGUUGGAUGCUGCCAAAGCCGAGGUUCGAGCGUCGCGCAUUCUGCAUGGUUUGGGCUUCUCCCCGGCCAUGCAGAGGAAGAAGCUGAAGGAUUUCAGUGGCGGUUGGAGGAUGCGAGUUGCUCUGGCCAGGGCUUUGUUCAUCCGGCCAUUCAUGUUACUUCUGGACGAGCCGACCAAUCACCUGGAUCUGGAGGCGUGUGUGUGGCUGGAGGAGGAGCUGAAGUGCUUCCGGAGGAUUCUGGUUCUCGUUUCCCAUUCACAGGAUUUCCUGAACGGAGUUUGUACAAAUAUCAUCCACCUGCACAACCGCAAACUGAAAUACUACACCGGUAACUAUGACCAGUAUGUGAAGACCCGGCUGGAGUUGGAGGAGAAUCAGAUGAAGAGAUUUUAAUUGGGAGCAGGAUCAGAUCGCACAUAUGAAGAAUUACAUCGCACGGUUCGGUCACGGCAGCGCCAAGUUGGCCCGUCAGGCUCAGAGCAAAGAGAAGACCCUGCAGAAGAUGAUGUCAUCGGGGCUGACGGAGCGCGUGAUCACUGAUAAGACUCUGUCCUUCUUCUUCCCUCCUGCGGGAAGAUUCCCCCUCCAGUCAUCAUGGUGCAGAAUGUCAGCUUCCGCUACACACAGGACGGGCCUCUCAUCUACAAGAACAUAGAGUUUGGAAUAGACCUGGACACCCGUGUGGCCCUUGUAGGACCGAAUGGAGCCGGAAAGUCCACUCUGCUUAAACUGCUGACAGGAGAGUUGCUGCCCUCUGAUGGAAUGAUCCGGAAACAUUCUCAUGUGAAGAUUGGGCGGUAUCACCAGCACCUCACUGAACAGUUGGACCUGGACCUCUCCCCUCUGGAGUACAUGAUGAAGUGUUACCCCGAAAUAAAGGAGAAGGAGGAAAUGAGGAAGAUCAUUGGGCGAUAUGGACUGACGGGGAAGCAGCAGGUGAGUCCAAUCCGGAACCUUUCCGAUGGGCAGAAGUGCCGCGUGUGCUUCGCUUGGCUGGCUUGGCAGAACCCACACAUGCUCUUCCUGGACGAGCCGACCAAUCACCUGGACAUUGAGACCAUCGACGCGCUGGCUGACGCCAUCAAUGAGUUUGAGGGAGGAAUGAUGCUGGUCAGCCAUGACUUCAGGCUCAUUCAGCAGGUGGCUCAGGAGAUCUGGGUGUGUGAGAAGCAGUCGGUUACGAAGUGGAAAGGAGACAUCUUGUCCUACAAGCAGCACCUGAAGUCCCGGCUGAGCGAGGACGAGCCGCAACGAAAGGGCAACUGA